This is a messenger RNA of Pygocentrus nattereri (red-bellied piranha), 4318 nucleotides long. RefSeq names its product trichohyalin-like. Lineage: Eukaryota; Metazoa; Chordata; Actinopteri; Characiformes; Serrasalmidae. The transcript has 15 exons. Gene Ontology annotation, molecular function: GTP binding. The record is from RefSeq and is a predicted model, not a curated record. The coding region runs from base 140 to 3772 and encodes 1210 amino acids.
AUGGAAGUGAAAGCAGUCGCUGCUUCUUCCUCUCUGGACACUAAAGUGGAGAGUCGUGUGUGAGCAGCGAAAUGACUGUAUGAAGACCAGCGGAGGAUUGUAUUAGUGUGAAUCUGUAGGAGGAGGUAAAGAGAUAAAAAUGGCGGCUGCAAGAAACAAUGAGUUUAAACUCUUUGGACCCCGUGAUGAAGAGUAUCAGUCUCCCUCUGCAGUCACUCUCUCCUGUCACCUGUCUCCUGAAAUCAGUGCUGUUGCCAUGGAGAUCAGGUGGUUUAAGGAGACAGACUGUGUUUGUCUCUAUAAGAACAGGCAGGUGACAGAGGGGCGGGGCUACGAGGGCAGAGUGAGUCUGUUCACUCAGGAGCUGCAGAGAGGAAACGUCUCCUUACAGAUCAGAGAAUGUAGAGGGUCAGAUAGAGGGGUUUAUUUUUGUCAGGUCACCAAUGGAGACACAACAGAGGAGUGUACAGUAGGAAUGUGGGUACGAUGGGAUUUCCUCAUCAUGCAGAGUGACAGAGAAUGGACAGAAGAGGAGAGAAAGAAAAUGAAGGAAUCUCUUCAGCUUAUGGAGUCCUCAGAAGAGGCCAAGCAAUAUGAAGAUAAAGAGAGAAUGUUAAUGGAGAGAAAUGUAGAGCUGAUGGAGAAAGACAAACAAAUUCAAGAGAAAGAAAACUUUAUGACAAUAAACACAGAGACACUUCAGAUGAAGAACAAGAUGCUGAAAGAGAAAGAAAAACAUCUGGGAGAAGAACAAGAAAAAUUAGAACAAAUGACCAAAGAGACUCAGAUACAGCUUAAAGAUAAAGACUCACAACUGGAGACCCUGAGAAAGGAACUGCAGGAUGAGAGCAGCAAACUACAGGAGAUGAUGAUCCUACUGGAACAACAGAAAACUGAACUGACCCGUCAGCAGAAAGAGUUAGAAGAGAAAGAACAACAACUUAAACACACAGCACAACAGAAUUCAGACCGACAGACUGAAACUGAAACACUGAAAACUCUCAUUUCAUCACAGACGACUGAUUUAACUGAAAAGACCAAACAGCUCAAAGACACAAAACACAUUCUAUCUGAGAGAGACACACAGCUAAUAGAGAGAGAGAAACAAGUAGAGGAGAAAGACAAACUUCUCACAGAGACACGAGAUGAACUGAGACAAACUACAAACACAUUAGAGGAUCUUAGAAAACAGAUGGAAGAAAUGGAGAAAAGACUUGUGGAGAAAGAUGAAGAAUUAAAACAAGAACUGAAAGAUAAAGACACGAUUCUAAAAGAACAUUUAGAGACUGUUGAUAAGAGAGAUUCAUUAUUAAAGGAAACUAAUGAAAGAUUAGAAAGUGUUAAUGAACAGCUUAAAGAUAAAGACUCACAACUGGAGAAUAAGAUCAAACUACUGAGAGAGAAAGAGACUCUACUGGAGUUCACAGAGAAAGAGGUGGAAAGCAGUGAAAAGCAGCUGGAGACUCUGAGAAAUGAACUGCAGGACGAGAGCAGCAAACUACAGGAGAUGAUGAUCCUACUGGAACAACAGAAAACUGAACUGACCCGUCAGCAGAAAGAGUUAGAAGAGAAAGAACAACAACUUAAACACACAGCACAACAGAAUUCAGACCUACAGACUGAAACUGAAACACUUAAAACUCUCAUUUCAUCACAGACGACUGAUUUGACUGAAAAGACCAAACAGCUCAAAGACACAAAACACAUUCUAUCUGAGAGAGACACACAGCUAAUAGAGAGAGAGAAACAAGUGGAGGAGAAAGACAAACUUCUCACAGAGACACAAGAUGAACUGAGACAAACUACAAACACAUUAGAGGAUCAUAGAAAACAGAUGGAAGAAGUGGAGAAAAGACUUGUGGAGAAAGAUGAAGAAUUAAAACAAGAACUGAAAGAUAAAGACACGAUUCUAAAAGAACAUUUAGAGACUGUUGAUAAGAGAGAUUCAUUAUUAAAGGAAACUAAUGAAAGAUUAGAAAGUGUUAAUAAGCAGCGUAAAGAUAAAGACUCACAACUGGAGAAUCAGAUCAAACUGCUGAGAGAGAAAGAGACUCUACUGGAGUUCACAGAGAAAGAGGUGGAAAGCAGUAAAAAGCAGCUGGAGACUCUGAGAAAGGAACUGCAGGACGAGAGCAGCAAACUACAGGAGAUGAUGAUCCUACUGGAACAACAGAAAACUGAAGUGAGUGAAAAAGACAAACAGCUUGAAGAGAAGGAGAGACUUCUAAGUGAGAGAAACACACAGCUAAUGGAAAGAGACAAGCAGGUUGAGGAGAAAGACAGACUUCUAGAGGAGAGAAACAAGCAGCUGCAGGAGAGAACAGAUCCAGACUCAGCAGCUCCAGCCAGGAGAAGACAUAGUAAAGAGUUAGAACCUCCAUACUUGAGUGGAGAGACUCCAGAAUCUGCAGCACCACUCAGGAGAAGAAACAGUAUAGAUCUUCCUCCAGAUAUGAGUGGAGAAUCCUCUAGUUCAGCCUCUCCAGAGUCAGUUCCUGUAUCAGAGCUCAGGCUGGUGCUGCUGGGGAGGACUGGAUGUGGGAAGAGAGCAGCAGGAAACACCAUCCUGGGCAGAGAGGAGAGGAGCCAGGCUGGAGCGUCUACAGUGAGGCAGCAGAGUGAGAGCAGACAGGGGGAGGUGGCUGGGAGGCAGGUGACUGUGGUGGACACUCCUGACUGGUUCUGUCCUGGACUCUCUCUGGAGGAGCUGAGACAGGACGUGGGACUCUGUGUCCGUCUGUCUGCCCCAGGACCCCACGCCUUCCUCCUAGUCAUACCAUUGAAGCAGUCUACAGGAGAGGAGAGAGGCAUGCUGGAGAAAAUGGAGGAGAUUUUUGGAGAGAGAUGUUGGAGGAACACCAUGAUCCUUUUCACUGUUACUGAUGAAGUCCAAGAGAAGAACAUUUCUGAGUUUAUCCAGUCAGGAAACCAGGAGGUCCAGAGACUUGUAGAGAAAUGUGGGAACAGGUUUCACUGUCUCAGCAUUAAGGAGAGUGGAGAUGGUUCUCAAACCUCAGAGCUGCUGGAGAAGAUAGAGAAGAUGGUGGAAGGAAACAGAGAGAAAUUCUACAGCAGUGAGAUCUACCUGGAGACAGAAUCUCAGAUCAGAGCAGUGGAGACAAAGAUCAUGAAGGAAAGAGAAGAAAAGAAGCUGAAAGAAGAAAAAGAAAUGAAAGAAAAACUAGAAAAGGAAGUCCAGAACUCUCUGAGGAAAAUAGAGGGAGCAGUACAAGAGCAUGAAGGAGAGAUAAAACAACUGAAUGACCGAACAACUGAGCUAGAAAGAAGGAUGAAAGAAGAGAGGGAUGAAGAGAAAAAGAGAGAACUGGAACAAGAGCUACAAAGAGAGUUGGAUCGAAGGACGGAAAUGGAAGAAAAAGUGAAGAGACUAAAAGAAAAGAGAGAGAGGGAGAGGAGCGAGAUGGAGGAGAGACACAGACAGGAGAUGGAGGAGAUCAGGGAGACGUAUGAAGGAGAAGCCAGAAUGGAGGCAGAGAGGAACCUCAUGAAGGUCAUUCUGCCUGAACUCCAGAGAAACAUUUUGGUCUCAAAGUCAAAGAUGCAGGAAGAGUUCAGCAGACAGAUGGAGGAGAAGGAGGGAGAGCUGGAGACACUGAAACAAAGUCUCUCCGAGCUCAGAAAGACUCACUCACUUCUGGAGGAGGUUUAUGAGAGAACAGUGAGGAGCAGCUCAGACUCAGAGACAGCAGCUCCAGCAGCAGAAGGGGGUUCUAAGGGAAUCUCUAAGAGAUUCAGGGAUUGGCUUCAGUGAUGUGCUGAGAGACUCAUCCUUACACAAAAGAGGCUCCUCAGUGAGCUGUGAUGAUCAUGGAGAAACAGCAUCAGGGGAAGAAAUACGCAAAGACGGUCUAGAGGAAUGUCUUUUUUUUGCAAAAGACAUGCUGAGGGACUUUAUGAAUGCAGUGAAAUAACAGUGUUCUUUGGUAGCCUUCUGUGUGGAAGCUUUUAGAGGCUGUUUACUCUUCAGACAUCUGGUUCCUAUCAGCACCAUCGUGAACAAUUCUGACUCUAGAACAGUGCAUUUCACAAAUGAUUAAUGAUUGAAUUAUGCACAGUUCAGGGACGAUGUCUGUUUACUGUAACACUAAAGUAUGAAUAGGAUACCGGUAGAUAAACUAGCACCAGGUGAACAGUGGCCAGUUUUGUUAUUAUCAAAAUAAUUGUUGAAUCUUAUUAGAGCGAGAUAAUAUCUUUACAGAAGAUAAAACUGUCUAAUAGCAUUGUCAUCUUAUUUUAUCAGAAUGUGUGAUUUUUAUCAAAUCUGUAACAUUUGUAAAAUUUGCAAAUUAGAAAUAUA